Messenger RNA from Ictalurus furcatus (blue catfish), 444 nucleotides. Its product is annotated as histone H4. Gene Ontology annotation, molecular function: DNA binding; structural constituent of chromatin; protein heterodimerization activity. The record is from RefSeq and is a predicted model, not a curated record. Bases 16 to 327 code for a protein of 103 amino acids. Lineage: Eukaryota; Metazoa; Chordata; Actinopteri; Siluriformes; Ictaluridae. Gene Ontology annotation, cellular component: nucleosome. Gene Ontology annotation, biological process: nucleosome assembly. The transcript has 2 exons.
UACGAGAGCAGCAUCAUGUCUGGCAGAGGCAAGGGUGGUAAGGGACUCGGCAAAGGAGGCGCUAAGCGUCACCGCAAGGUGCUUCGCGAUAACAUCCAGGGGAUCACCAAGCCGGCUAUUCGCCGUCUGGCUCGCCGUGGUGGUGUAAAGCGUAUUUCUGGUCUGAUCUAUGAAGAGACUCGCGGUGUGCUGAAGGUGUUUUUGGAGAACGUGAUCCGCGACGCCGUCACCUACACCGAGCAUGCCAAGAGAAAGACCGUGACCGCUAUGGAUGUGGUGUACGCCCUGAAACGCCAGGGACGCACCCUGUACGGGUUCGGCGGUUAAAAGCUCUAACAACGAACGACGCGAAUACAACGGCUCUUUUAAGAGCCACCCACAUGUCUAGAAAAAGAGCUGUUCCGUGUGGAAAAAAAUCAAAAGCCUUUUUCUUUUGUGAAACAU